UGCCUUAUGAGAUUCCGCGAAUUAAAACCUAUGCUCGACAGGAUCAAGGAAAACGCCGGCGAAACUACAAGGAAACCCUUCCGUCUCUAUAUCAUGUCCAUCACUCAUGUGGAAAUAAAAAGACGCAAACGGAGACAAAGAAAAGCUGUUAAACGUCCCACGAAGAUAGCGGAAGAGUCGGUGCAUAGCAAAGAGAUGCAAGACGUGAUGACUCUGCCGUCAGCUAAAUCAGAGUCGUCCCUGAUCGAAUCAGUCGAAUGGGUUACCUCGGAUCCGGAAUUAGAUCCGCAUCGCGACGUUACAUCUCGCGGUUUUACACCGAUGCGCCAUUACUCAGCUUCGAUGCUCGAGAUAGCCGUUUUGGAGAACUACAUUACGACGCCCACGUUGGCACCGUUCAAGGAGUCCUUGAAACCAGACCAUGAUCGUGGAAAAACAACGGUGGAGAGGAUGGAGACACUCGACAGGACAUUCCGCAAUUACACGUCGGUCGCGAUCCCCAUCGAUCUCUGCGUCAUGGCAUGGUCGUUGAUCCACGAUCCCGCAUCUUGGUCAGAGCGCACUUUCCGCGGCUUGUUCGAGGCCAGCGUCGAUUACGCCCUCGACAGCGUGUUAGCGAGCGAGGACACUUCUGUGGGCGACAUGACCGACGCACUGCUACCGGAAUUCGAGAUCGCAAAUUACGCAUUCCGUGCGGUAUUCGCGCCGCUGCACUUUGGGACCCUGUAUGCCACGGAGGGAUGGAACUUGGCGAUGACUCUGUGCAAGAUAUUCGAGACGAAGAUCUAUACGGGCGCGAUCAUCGUCUGUCAUUACGCACACGUGGGUGUCACGAAGAAGGGCAACAAUUAUUUCGCUUGGUGGACGGUUACGGGGACGAAAAAUUUAAGAAUGAUCACGUCCAGAAAUAUGAGCGAAUUCCUUAAGCUGAUCGUCAAGGAGAUCGACGCGCCGCAGAAGACAGGAUUCGUCGUGAGAGCGAUUACCAUAUCCUACGCUCGUAAAUUGGCACCGGAUUGGAGCGACAUCGAAGGCCUUCACGAACCGAUGGCGCCGACGACAUCCCUAGCGAAGAUCCACCGGAAAGAAUCGGAAACACGCGAUAUUGAAGCGAUCUUCAAACCAAUCGAAUCAACUCCGAAACCGAUCUUUAUUCAUGGAACGGUAGCUUUACGCGAUCGAGAUAGUCUGCUGGAACCGCGAGCGAAACGAUGUUACUUCGUCGCGCUGUUAGCCGUUGUGGUAAAAAGGGACAUCGUUCAGUCGCCUCUUCCAGCUAUUAUCGAUAAGAUCCUCGAAGUGGCGGAAAGCUUAUAUAGGGAAUUCUCUGAACCAAAAUUUCACGUGGAGCAUAUCCUGCGAAACGUUCCAUUGAUGAACAGAUUCUUUGAUCUCCGGGACUGUGCCUCGUCCUUGGUCACGCUGACGACGAAUCCCCGAACUGGUAGAAACGACUUUCUCAUGAAAGUAAAGAAGUGUCUGAAAUGUCAUUUCAAGAUGUACACGAGCGGUAUAUUGCAUUUCACUAACUGCUGUUACGGCUUCUGGUAUUCAAGAUCGACCAAUUGCUAUUACUACUUGGAUCCCUAUCAGUGCGAUGCAAGAGGCAGGAAGACUUUAAGCGACGGCAACGCUUGCCUGUGCAUCUUCUCCUCUGUCUGUCAAAUGGUGAAACACAUGUGUCUUAAUCAGCACGAAGGCACGACUGGAUUUUUUCUUCAUCGGAUUCACGUGGACUCUAUCGACACACCAGCAUCCGAGAAGUUCCAGGAGGAUCCCAUGUGGGUCUACUUGGACUAUCACUGGAACUUUACGCAUUCGAUCGUGAGAGCGCGUAAGAAAAGAAAGGUCAGCGAUAGGUCCGCCUCAUCACAGAUCGAUCGUUUUUGGCAUAAUUACGUGGUCGAGGUGACAGGUUUGAUUUACUCCAUAUGGGGCACGAUAGGCGCAUACGAUUGCCGAUUUGGCGAUCGCGCCGGUAAGAAUCGCACGGCCAUAUGUGUGGCCGUGUUGGCUAUACAGAAUCUCUGUCAUCCUUCAAGAUGGAGCCCGGCUAUUCUGGACUCGGCUGUGAUCUGCGGAGAUACAUACUAUACAGAAAGUCUGAGGAGCCUGGCACGCGAGUGCUCGCAGCCGACAAACAGAUUUGGCCUACGAAGCUCUCUCAGGUUGUUCCCGCAUGUUUGGACUGUGGAUUUCGGCACAAGCGUGUGUGGCGUUCUUUAUGAUGAUCGAAAUCGAUUGACGUUAACUGCCGCUUUGAAACUGGCUUUUGAGGAGGCUCGCAACAUCAUUGUGGAAUGCAAUAAUAUCACUUUGGCUGUAUCAGCCGCCAAAAAUGCGUACUACGUCGCCGAUCCAUGUUGGAUCGGUCCGCCGUUGUUCGUGAAGGAUCGCGGUGCGAUUUACACUCUGUGCUGCAGAAACGUGUACGCUCUCGUGUACGCAAUCACGAAGAUGAUUAACACCAAUCAGAGACUUGGCGUUCGUGUCACGCCGGUGCUCUUCACGUUCGAUCGAGAAGACUCUCGCGAGGAACCUGAGCCUUGCCCCGCAACUGCAAAGAUUUUAUCGAGAUCCUUGCGAAGAGAUCCGGGAAGGAUCGACGAUCCUGGCAUGCGUAUUCCCGGAGCGACUGCGGUGCCCGACGAGAGUUCCUAUCCGCAGUAUCUGCAGCGUCUUGCAAGAGCUGUAACCGGAACUGGCAGCCAGCUGGAAGAAUGCCAACUGUCGUCACGUCAUACAGAGCCCGCAUUGAAUCCCGAGAAUGUGAAUAACACACUCGUGAGCGCUAAGUGGCGUCUAAAUCUUGGCCAAGCGCGACCCCCGAAGAGACCUCGGCCACCCUUAGAUCUUGUUUGGCUAAAAGAUGAUUCAACGGAGUUCGUUGACUCCGCGACUGAUCUGUUCGAACCGCGUCACUCGCAAGUUUCCAUCACGGAUUUAACAGCGUGCGAUUAUUACCCCAAACCGAUGGAUUUUGCCAGUAACAUUCCUGCGCCCGGUAUAGAAUUCCUUGAAUGUGCCAGCGAGCGUAGCUUCAUCAGGGAGCAGAGUCGCACGGAGUUCGACAAGCGUGCUGCGGAAAUGUCGCAGGAUCCAUACAAGAGUCAUCCACAUCGUCCACCCGUAAUCGUCAUUCAGAAGGCUGACGAAGCAACCGAAAAUGCUGAAUUAAGCGAAGCUACGACAACUGAUGCUACGGAAUUUACGGACAGCGAAUUUUGAAUUAGGAUGACUAACCAAAUGAAACAUCAAUGAAGAAACGAAGAAAUAUUUUCCUAGAAGUCGUGAUUAUAAACGAGUAGCUAUACCGAGUAGCUAUACCGUCAAUCAUUUUUUGCGAGAUGAAGCGUAUCGACAUAAUUAUUGCAGGAUGAGAAAUAAAACGUUGAAUGAUGGAAAUUUUAUGUAGUCAAAGUGCAAUACUGCGAGACCGAUAUACGUAGGUAUAAACCGAAACUUCCGACAGAGUCUGUUGAAAAACAACAAACGCAUUUAUUCCAAGAAAAGUUUCAUGUAAAAACUGUAAUAAUACAACGUAAAAAAACAUGUCAGAGAACACACCUGGAACAUUUUUCAUCAAUUAUAACAUUAUUACCGCCUCAUUGGCAUACUAAAUUGCACAUAAAAUGUCUGAUGUGUGAUAAUUUAUAAUAAUUAUAGAACGUGAUAUGCAAUACGCUUAUGUACACGUAAAAUAGACAGAGAUUAUUAAAUAAUUAUUGAGAGAACUAGAGAUUUAUAUGAUUAAAUUACAGAAUCAGAAAAAAAAGUAUAAUUUCAAAAGCAUUUUUUGUUUGCAUUAUGUCAUAGCAUGUAUUAUCUUUCUGGUAUAUUUACAAUAAAACUUCAAGAAUAUAAUAUAUAUCAGAUUUUUGAAGAGUUUAUGGAUUUUAAUAAAUUGGGAAUUGAAGGAAUUUGUAGAUCAUGUGAAUAAAUAUUAUAAUUUAGUCAU
Messenger RNA from Ooceraea biroi (clonal raider ant), 3958 nucleotides. RefSeq lists its product as uncharacterized. The record is from RefSeq and is a predicted model, not a curated record. Lineage: Eukaryota; Metazoa; Arthropoda; Insecta; Hymenoptera; Formicidae.